UAUGUUGCCAUUCCGCCUUCCCAAGUGGAUACACAGUUGGCCCAGAGGCAACCCAAAAAAGAAAAAAAUCUCCACGCCACCGAUGGCAUGCUGACAUCACGAUUUUACGAUCGCCGGCUGCCGUGAUCUCUCUCUGUAGCUGCAUCUGCUGCCUUGUGUGAAUCAGCGUCCUUUGAGCUGCCUCCCCACCCCGCCCCCCCCCCCCAAAAAAAAAAGUCUUCGUCGACACCCGUUGUGGCAACGUCAUCCACCGUUCACCUCCCUCUACCUUCGUUUGCAGGAGAAUGGGACUCUGGACAAUACUUGAGGGGUUUCUGCUUCUUGCAAAUGCACUAGCAAUAUUAAAUGAGGAUCGGUUUCUUGCUCCUAGAGGAUGGAGUUUCUCAGCUCAUACAGGUGACAAGGCAAAAUCAUUCAAAGGCCAGCUCAUUGGCCUCAUAUACGCAACUCAAUACCUGAGAGUACCUCUUGUGCUUCUGAACACCAUCUUCAUUGUUGUAAAGUUGGUUUCGGGAUGAUGACUGGAAUGGUGACAUACCAAUGCUUAUGCCUGUUGUAAGCUUCGGAAUGAUUUUGUUACUACAUUUGCAAGAUACAGUGAUGACUGUUAAAUGUUGAUUGAAUUGAAAUGUAUAUCUGCUGUCAUGUUAGUACAUUCAGCUUUUCAUGUGUUUCACCAAUAAAAAACAGCAGUACACAAAAAUCAGUAUAUCUGAUUUUGUUACUAUUAAGUGUACAGGGUGCGUUUUUAUUUAUCCAUACUGCUCGUAUUUAUUACAUGGGCAGAAUUUGGUUAACAAUUCUAGUGAUCAGUAGUUCUAUCUUCUUCUCCAUUUUGAUUGUGAACGCAAGGAAUUAUUACUGGAAUGUAGUUGUAUUUUCAGAUUGAAGUAUUAAUACAAUGUACAUUGCCUAUGAA
Messenger RNA from Prosopis cineraria, 919 nucleotides. RefSeq names its product protein transport protein yos1-like. Bases 285 to 518 code for a protein of 77 amino acids. Gene Ontology annotation, biological process: endoplasmic reticulum to Golgi vesicle-mediated transport. The transcript is spliced from 2 exons. Gene Ontology annotation, cellular component: Golgi membrane; COPII-coated ER to Golgi transport vesicle; endoplasmic reticulum membrane. NCBI's taxonomy places the organism in Eukaryota, Viridiplantae, Streptophyta, Magnoliopsida, Fabales, Fabaceae. The record is from RefSeq and is a predicted model, not a curated record.